This is a messenger RNA of Macaca mulatta (Rhesus monkey), 5557 nucleotides long. RefSeq names its product drosha ribonuclease III (gene DROSHA). Lineage: Eukaryota; Metazoa; Chordata; Mammalia; Primates; Cercopithecidae. Gene Ontology annotation, biological process: rRNA processing; primary miRNA processing; pre-miRNA processing. Gene Ontology annotation, molecular function: ribonuclease III activity; RNA binding. Gene Ontology annotation, cellular component: nucleus; microprocessor complex. The record is from RefSeq and is a predicted model, not a curated record.
CUGUCUCAGGUUUGCUUUUUAAUUCCCUCGGUUUCCUGUUCCGGAGGCGCGGGCGGCGCCACUGUCUUGGUGCCUGGAGUAGUAGCCUGGCUUUUCUCUGACGGCGACCUCGUGGCCCGAGAGCCUUUUAUAGGUUCCUUUUCCUGGGGAUGUGAAGGAUACAGAAAUGACUGUGAAUCAACCCAUAUCAUCAAGGAGCUGAUAAUCUAGUGGAGGAGUUAGACAUGUGCAUACUUCACUGUGAUGUGAGGCAGCCUCUGAGCUUAUAUUCUCUGUGGAAGAUGUGACAUACCCAGGCGGUACGUCAUGAUGCAGGGCAACACAUGUCACAGAAUGUCAUUCCACCCGGGACGAGGGUGUCCCCGAGGACGAGGAGGACAUGGAGCCAGACCCUCAGCACCAUCCUUUAGGCCCCAAAAUCUAAGACUGCUUCACCCUCAGCAGCCUCCUGUGCAAUAUCAAUAUGAACCUCCAAGUGUCCCUUCCACCACUUUCUCAAACUCUCCAGCCCCUAAUUUUCUCCCUCCACGACCAGACUUUGUACCCUUCCCCCCACCCAUGCCUCCAUCAGCACAAGGCCCUCUUCCCCCCUGCCCAAUCAGGCCUCCUUUCCCCAACCACCAGAUGAGGCAUCCCUUCCCAGUUCCUCCUUGUUUUCCUCCCAUGCCACCACCAAUGCCUUGUCCUAAUAACCCCCCAGUCCCUGGGGCACCUCCUGGACAAGGCACUUUCCCCUUCAUGAUGCCCCCUCCCUCCAUGCCUCAUCCCCCGCCCCCUCCAGUAAUGCCACAGCAGGUUAAUUAUCAGUACCCUCCGGGCUAUUCUCACCACAACUUCCCACCUCCCAGUUUUAAUAGUUUCCAGAACAACCCUAGUUCUUUCUUGCCCAGUGCUAAUAACAGCAGUAGUCCUCAUUUCAGACAUCUCCCUCCAUACCCACUCCCAAAGGCUCCCAGUGAGAGAAGGUCCCCAGAAAGGCUGAAACACUAUGAUGAUCACAGGCACCGAGAUCACAGUCAUGGGCGAGGUGAGAGGCAUCGGUCCCUGGAUCGGCGGGAGCGAGGCCGCAGUCCUGACAGGAGAAGACAAGACAGCCGGUACAGAAUUGAUUAUGACCGAGGGAGAACACCGUCUCGCCACCGCAGCUACGAGCGGAGCAGAGAGCGAGAACGGGAGAGACACAGGCAUCGAGACAACCGAAGAUCACCAUCUCUGGAAAGGUCCUACAAAAAAGAGUAUAAGAGAUCUGGAAGGAGUUAUGGUUUAUCGGUUGUUCCUGAACCUGCUGGAUGCACACCAGAAUUACCUGGGGAGAUUAUUAAAAAUACAGAUUCUUGGGCCCCACCCCUGGAGAUUGUGAAUCAUCGCUCCCCAAGUAGGGAGAAGAAGAGAGCUCGUUGGGAGGAAGAAAAAGACCGAUGGAGUGACAACCAGAGCUCUGGCAAAGACAAGAACUAUACCUCAAUCAAGGAAAAAGAGCCUGAGGAGACCACGCCUGACAAGAAUGAGGAGGAGGAAGAAGAACUUCUUAAGCCUGUGUGGAUUCGAUGCACUCAUUCAGAAAACUACUACUCUAGUGACCCCAUGGAUCAGGUGGGAGAUUCUACAGUAGUUGGAACAAGUAGGCUUCGUGACUUAUAUGACAAAUUUGAGGAGGAGUUGGGGAGCAGGCAAGAAAAGGCCAAAGCUGCUCGGCCUCCGUGGGAACCUCCGAAGACGAAGCUCGAUGAAGAUUUAGAGAGUUCCAGUGAAUCCGAGUGUGAGUCUGAUGAGGACAGCACCUGUUCUAGCAGCUCAGACUCUGAAGUUUUUGACGUUAUUGCAGAAAUCAAACGCAAAAAGGCCCACCCUGACCGGCUUCAUGAUGAACUUUGGUACAACGAUCCAGGCCAGAUGAAUGAUGGACCACUCUGCAAAUGCAGCGCAAAGGCAAGACGCACAGGAAUUAGGCACAGCAUUUAUCCUGGAGAAGAGGCUAUCAAGCCCUGUCGUCCUAUGACCAACAAUGCUGGCAGACUUUUCCACUACCGGAUCACAGUCUCCCCGCCUACAAACUUUUUAACUGACAGGCCAACUGUCAUAGAAUACGAUGAUCACGAGUAUAUCUUUGAAGGAUUUUCUAUGUUUGCACAUGCCCCCCUGACCAAUAUUCCACUGUGUAAAGUAAUUAGAUUCAACAUAGACUACACGAUUCAUUUCAUUGAAGAGAUGAUGCCAGAGAAUUUUUGUGUGAAAGGGCUUGAACUCUUUUCACUGUUCCUAUUCAGAGAUAUUUUGGAAUUGUAUGACUGGAAUCUUAAAGGUCCUUUGUUUGAAGACAGUCCUCCCUGCUGCCCAAGAUUUCAUUUCAUGCCACGUUUUGUAAGAUUUCUUCCAGAUGGAGGAAAGGAAGUGCUGUCCAUGCACCAGAUUCUCCUGUACUUGUUAAGGUGCAGCAAAGCCCUGGUGCCCGAGGAGGAGAUUGCCAAUAUGCUUCAGUGGGAGGAGCUGGAGUGGCAGAAAUAUGCAGAAGAAUGCAAAGGCAUGAUUGUUACCAACCCUGGGACGAAACCAAGCUCUGUCCGUAUCGAUCAACUGGAUCGUGAACAGUUCAACCCUGAUGUGAUUACUUUUCCGAUUAUCGUCCACUUUGGGAUACGCCCUGCACAGUUGAGUUAUGCAGGAGACCCACAGUACCAAAAACUGUGGAAGAGUUAUGUGAAACUUCGCCACCUCCUAGCAAAUAGUCCCAAAGUCAAACAAACUGAUAAACAGAAGCUGGCACAGAGGGAGGAAGCACUCCAAAAAAUACGGCAGAAGAACACAAUGAGACGAGAAGUAACAGUGGAGCUAAGUAGCCAAGGAUUCUGGAAAACUGGCAUCCGUUCUGAUGUCUGUCAGCAUGCAAUGAUGUUACCUGUUCUGACCCAUCAUAUCCGCUACCACCAGUGCCUAAUGCAUUUGGACAAGUUGAUAGGAUAUACUUUCCAAGAUCGUUGUCUGUUACAGCUGGCCAUGACUCAUCCAAGUCAUCAUUUAAAUUUUGGAAUGAAUCCUGAUCAUGCCAGGAAUUCUUUGUCUAACUGUGGAAUUCGGCAGCCCAAAUAUGGAGACAGAAAAGUUCAUCACAUGCACAUGCGGAAGAAAGGGAUUAACACCUUGAUAAAUAUUAUGUCACGCCUUGGCCAAGAUGACCCAACUCCCUCAAGGAUUAACCACAAUGAGCGGUUGGAAUUCCUGGGUGAUGCUGUUGUUGAAUUUCUGACCAGUGUCCAUUUGUACUAUUUGUUUCCUAGUCUGGAAGAAGGAGGAUUAGCAACCUAUCGAACUGCCAUUGUUCAGAAUCAGCACCUUGCCAUGCUAGCAAAGAAACUUGAACUGGAUCGAUUUAUGCUGUAUGCUCAUGGGCCUGACCUUUGUAGAGAAUCGGACCUUCGACAUGCAAUGGCCAAUUGUUUUGAAGCAUUAAUAGGAGCUGUUUACUUGGAGGGAAGCCUGGAGGAAGCCAAGCAGCUAUUUGGACGCUUGCUCUUUAAUGAUCCGGACCUGCGCGAAGUCUGGCUCAAUUAUCCUCUCCACCCACUCCAACUACAAGAGCCAAAUACUGAUAGACAACUUAUUGAAACUUCUCCAGUUCUACAAAAACUUACUGAGUUUGAAGAAGCAAUUGGAGUAAUUUUUACUCAUGUUCGACUUCUGGCAAGGGCAUUCACAUUGAGAACUGUGGGAUUUAACCAUCUGACCCUAGAUGGGGUUUCUUCAUGUUGCCAGGCUGAUCUCAAACUCCUGGGCUCAAGUGACCCACCUGCCUCAGCCUCACAAAGCACUGGGAUUAGAGCCAUGAGCCACUGCACCCGGCCAGAAGGCCACAAUCAGAGAAUGGAAUUCCUAGGUGACUCCAUAAUGCAACUGGUAGCCACAGAGUACUUAUUCAUUCAUUUCCCAGAUCAUCAUGAAGGACACUUAACUUUGUUGCGAAGCUCUUUGGUGAAUAAUAGAACUCAGGCCAAGGUAGCGGAGGAGCUGGGCAUGCAGGAGUAUGCCAUAACCAACGACAAGACCAAGAGGCCCGUGGCCCUUCGCACCAAGACCUUGGCGGACCUUUUGGAAUCAUUUAUUGCAGCGCUAUACAUUGAUAAGGAUUUGGAAUAUGUUCAUACUUUCAUGAAUGUCUGCUUCUUUCCACGAUUGAAAGAGUUCAUUUUGAAUCAGGAUUGGAAUGACCCCAAAUCCCAGCUUCAGCAGUGUUGCUUGACACUUAGGACAGAAGGAAAAGAGCCAGACAUUCCUCUGUACAAGACUCUGCAGACAGUGGGCCCAUCCCAUGCCCGAACCUACACUGUGGCUGUUUAUUUCAAGGGAGAAAGAAUAGGCUGUGGGAAAGGACCAAGUAUUCAGCAAGCGGAAAUGGGAGCAGCAAUGGAUGCCCUUGAAAAAUGUGAGCCUAUUUCUUUUUCUAUAAUUAUGUUCAUCAUGUAAUGAGUGUUUUAUGGAAAGAAAAUGAGGAGGGAGAAAAAUGAUAAUUUUCCCCAGAUGGCCCAUCAGAAGCGGUUCAUCGAACGGAAGUACAGACAAGAGUUAAAAGAAAUGAGGUGGGAAAGAGAGCAUCAAGAGAGAGAGCCAGAUGAGACUGAAGACGUCAAGAAAUAAAGGAGGGCAUGCAAGUGUGGAGUAUUUACUUGCUCAGUACUGUGACUGUUGUCUAUUGAGACCUAGCCUAGUUUUCCUACAGACAAUGAAUGAAGUGUGCUCAUUGAAAUAAAAUACAAGUCAAAUUGCUGUUGUUUUAAUGAUCUGUUUUUAGCUGGAUGGUCUUUAUUACAAAGGAUUAGAUUUUUCUUCUAUUUAAUGGAAAACUCGACUUUGGUGAAUGUGCAUUACUUCCUUUUGUUUUGCUCUUUAAAUAAUAAAAUUCAAGAAGCAUAUUCUAUGUGGAAUAGAUCCUGUUUUUUCCAUCUCUGUCCCAGAUUGUGACCCUAGACUUUCAAUUGACAAGUAAAAAAUUGACUUUACUAGACAUUUUGACUAUGCUCUAUUAACAUCUAUACUUUUUCAAAUCUCUGGAUUUUUAAGUAGAUUGUUCAGCUUUCAUCUGGUGGCUGUUGUAUCAAGUUCUCAGCUGCAAAUAUUGAACUUACCUAUCUCUAAGCAGUGAGUGUUUUGUAGAAGGAAUCCAUUUAACAAUUAAUUGGCUAAUGGGAGAAGAGGAAAGACUGAUAUUCAAGUCACAUAGAUUCUCUGAAUCAUUAGAAUAGGAGAGAAAUCAUGAUUCUAAGCCAGGCCACACUUUAAACCAAGUGCUCUCACCCUGAGGUUAGUGGAACCUUUAAGAAGGUAAUGAACAGACUUCAGGGAAGUCAAAACCUCCCAAUACCAAAUUCCAUUUUCUGUGUGUGUUUGAGAUUUGAGAGGGCAUGGGGAGCAGGAAGGAGGAGGGUUUAGAGCUUUUAUCAGCCUCUAAGUGGGCCCUGCAGUAAAAGGCUAACAUGACAUUAAAAGACAUGAUAUUUUUUAAAAAGUUAUUUAAAACUAAAUAUCACUGGUUUCUUAUUAAUAAAGGCAAAACUUCUUUGUAAAA